AUGGGGCUGGACGAGCUUGUAACGAAGAUGCACGUUGGAACGAUGAACCACGCGGCACUGAAGAUCGACCAUCAAACAACGGAUGUUCUCCACCUUGAUCCCCCAAUGCGGUACGCACGCCUUCCGAAACGUUCCCCUGUGCUAAAGAAACACCAUGGGGAAAGCCAGCUGAACCAGACAGAAAAGCCAUGGCCAAGCUACAACGCCGCUGCGGCUUCCUUGCUUCUCGAUGCCUUGGGGAAGCUGGCGGCGCGGGGCGAGGCUGCCAGGCAGCGGCGACGCACGAAGGAGGCAGCCCCUGGCAUCGAGCGCUGGCGGGCUAUGGCAUCGGUGGCCGCGCCCGCUUUUGCAGCUGCAGCUGUAAAUCUCCGGCUCAUCGACCUCGCCUCGGGGCUCUCCGGCCUGGCUCGGCUGCGCUGCACGGAGGUUCUUCCAGAACUGCAGCAGCACACACUCCGCUGCCUUGCUUGCAGAGGCAGUGCGACGGGCGAGGAAUUGGGUCCGGACCCUCGUCACGUGGCGGCGUUGGUGGCGGCGCACGCCGCCUUCGCUCGCCAGAGCUGCCGUGACGAGCCAGUUCUUGAAGCCGCGGGGACGGAGCUGGAGCGAUGCUUUCGACAGGGCCGGCUGUUGCCUGUAAACUACCUCCUCCCCUUGAUGAGAAGUCUCGCGCGGGACUUGCGCCCGGCGCCCAGCGGCUUCGCGCGCGCCUUGGAGGUUGCGGUUCCAAGCAUUGCCGAGCAGAUGACCCUUGAGCAGCUCGAAGUUGUGCUGCAAUCCAUAGCCCUCAUUCCCAAUCUCCGAUCUCCCAGUUCAGGGCGGCUCUUCGAUGCAGCUUUGGGAUCACUGGCGGCCUUGAGCACAGCUGCUCUGGUUGCUUCUCUCCGUGCCGCUUGGGCCAUAGGCUAUGUGGCUCCUGGCUUCUGGUCGCCGGCACUUCGAGAGGCCGAGCAGCGGGCACGAGCCAAGGACGCCUCCUGGAGCCCGGAGGACAUUGCCGGUGCGGCGCUUCUCGCUUCGAGGGUCCUUGCUCAUCUCCAGGCAGCGAAGAGACAAGAGCCGUCCGCUUUGGCGACGCCGGCAGCAGCGCUCUUCGGGUCCACCUGCGAGCUUGCACUGCAAAGGGUCUCCGAGCUGGGCCCGCGGGAGCUCGGGGUGCUGGUGACGGCUCUCGCGAAGGCCGGCGUAGACGAUGGCCGGCUGUUUGCCGCCCUGUCCCACCAGACCCAGCAGCUCACAGCGCAUGGUGCAGAGUUCAACCACUUAGAUCUCUGCCAGCUGCUGGCAGCGCUCGCUCAUUUCGGAUAUCGCGAUGAGAUGCUCUUGCAAGCCUUGGUUUCGAAGGUUGAGCCGUCUUUCGGCACUUACAGUGCGAAGUCACGAGAUAUCGUGCUUUCGUCCCUUUCCGAGCUCGACUUUGCGUGUCCGGAGCACCGUCUCCUCAGCGAGGCGUUGAAGGAGCACGAGCUGACCCAUGGGCGCACCACGGAGCGGACGCAAGAGCACAUGCUGGCGACCGAGAUCCACCCGACUGAUGCGCAUGUGGGCUCCUUCGCCAUUGGCGAUAUAGACUCGGAAGGGCCCGGGGGAUGUCUUGCGAAUAGCAAAGGCAUCACCAUCCACUCUCCUCUCGGCUCCGUGACGAAUGGCGGGGCUUUUGCCAGCGGUCACUUCAAAGUCACGCCCCAUGGCCAGCGACGCCGUUGGGCAGACAUGACCCCAGUUGAGAUGUGGCCAGCCACUCCGAGCCCCGGCGCUGGGCCAGAGGCCCUGCACAGUUUCGGCGUGCCCGCGGCCAAUGCCACGCCCACCUCCCCAUCGACAGUGCCACCGCAGGUUUUCCCUGCAUACACAGUGACCUCUCAACCGCAGAGCCAGCCGCAGCCAGCCCCGCCAUCUCACAUGACCGUGCACCCAGCACCGGCACCCGUGCAAGCGGUACCUGCAGCAUCCUCGAUUCCGGCACCUUUCCCGGGGGGUGUGAUCCCCGCGGGGAUGCCAGCAGUCCCAAUGCCCGGCAUGCCGAUGCCCAUGCCAGUGCAAGGAGGCGCUGACGGCACCCAGAUGGUCAUCAUGCAGGUCCCUGCAGGGGCACAGCAGCCACAAGCCUUCAUCCAAAUGCCCAUGGCUCAUCAACAGCCUGGUGCACAGUUGCCAAAAGCAGCCGAAAGUAUAGGGGCCAAAAAAGCCAUGAUGCAGAGACGCAGCCGACCUGGACAGCUUCGAAGUCUCGGGGCGCUCUGUGCCGCCGCCUGUGUCGUGGGCUUCCUCUCUGAGAGCUUCGUCUCCGCCCCGCGCCGCCCCGCAGCCCGGAGUGCCGCGCGGGCUGCCGCCGAGGAGCCGGUUGAGGCACCCGCGUCACCGAACACGCAGACUGCGACGCCCGAGGCCGCGCCUCAGCCGGGCGCGGUCCGGCCGGGGGCUUCUGUGGCAGGCUUUCAGGAGGUGAAGUCGGGCGAGGGCUUCAAGAAGGCAAGGCAGUUUCUAGCACUCGAGCCUUUGGAUGACGAGGUGAACCAGUGGGAAGCAGACAUGAAGUCCACAAGGGGGCUGACUGCCGACGAGGAGAGGAAAAAGUGGGUGGCCAUCAUCUCCGGCGCAGUGACGUUUCUCUUGGGUGGCGCCUAUGUCCUGCUGAAUGUGGCCAUGGACAGCACAGACUGGUCAGGCUUCGCGGGGGAAAGAACACUGUCAGCAAACGAUCUUGCCAUGCUGGGAAAGUGA
Molecule: messenger RNA, 2724 nt
Organism: Symbiodinium sp. CCMP2592
Lineage: Eukaryota; Dinophyceae; Suessiales; Symbiodiniaceae
Source: the annotation of a GenBank genome assembly